UACACUAAGAUUCACAGGUACAUUACACGCAAAACACAAACUCUCAUCAUCUUUCUCGUUUCAUUAUGCAUGUAAUCAUGAUUUCUUGGUCUCUUAACCUCGCAUGCUCCUGUUUCUAUAUCCUCUAGAAUAUCUCCUAUAAAUACCACUUCUCCUCCACUAAUCACCACUACUUCUCUACACACAAAAACAUUUCCUCUGUUCUGUUCUAUCGCCACACUUCCCCUGUUCUGUUUCACUCCCACAUCUUCUUCUGACCAUACAAUGGCAGUGUCUGGGUUCGAGGGUUUCGAGAAAAGACUCGAACUUCGAUUCUUCCACGACAACUCAACAACCAAUAAAAACCCAAUGGGCCUCCGUCUAAUCGACUUCGAAUCACUAGACCAAGUCCUAACCCAAGUGCAGUGCACGGUGGUCUCCGCCGUAGCGAACCGUAGCUUCGACGCGUACGUCCUCUCCGAGUCGAGCCUCUUCGUCUACCCAACCAAAAUCAUCAUCAAAACAUGCGGCACCACUCAACUCCUCAAAUCAAUCCGUCCUUUCAUCCACCUCGCGCGUACUCUCAACCUCACGCUACGCGCGUGUAGAUACUCUCGCGGCAGCUUCAUAUUCCCGAACUCACAGCCUUUCCCUUACACGAGCUUCGAAGACGAAGUCGUCAUCAUCGAAGAAAGCCUCCCGAAAUCUCUCCGUCACCGUAAAGCCUCCGUCAUGACGCCGUCUAAUAACCCCUCGCGUGCUUGGCACGUGUUCGCGGCUAGCGCUGACGUGGAACCUGAUGAGAGGGUCGUUGUCGUUGAGGUUUGCAUGACGGAGCUUGACCGAGUCAGCGCCCGGAGCUUCUCCAGACGGAAAGGGGACGAGAAAAAUAGCGAUUCCGCCGGGAAAGAGAUGACGCGGCUGAGCGGUAUCGAUAUGAUAAACGAAAACGCGUUUAUAUGCGAUUUCGCGUUUGAUCCUUGCGGUUACUCGAUGAACGGAGUCGACGGAGAGCGUUACUCGACGAUCCACGUCACGCCGGAAGACGGUUUUAGCUACGCGAGCUUCGAGUGCGGGUUGUCUUUAUACGACGACGACGGUCGUGGAGAUAUCGCGGAGGUGUUGACUCGCGCUAUUGAUGUUUUCCGGCCGAGUUGCGUCUCCAUCGCCACCACUUACGGCGGCGAGGAUUAUGACCACGAGGUGACGAAGCGAGUGGAGCGAGUGUUGGCGAAGAAGCUCGGUCUCAAGUGUCGGAGCAGACUAAUGGAUGAGUUUCCGGGAUCUGGAACAGUUGUUUUUCAGUCUUUCACGCCUCGCCGGAGAUAGGUGUCGCCGGAAGAGAACAAAAAAGGUUUUAGAUUUUAAUUUAGUCGAGGGGAGAAAGAAAAGGAAGGUGGUGACGUGGAGGGAAAUGAUUGGUUGACUUGGGUUUAAAAAUAUUAAGUGGGAACAUAUGAUUAGGCAUGCACCACUUUGCACCUGUGGCAGUGUUGUCAGUGUGUCACGCCUAAAGCAUUUUUGAGGUUCAGUGUUGUAGAAUUUUUUAGUGGCGGAGAAGGUAAAAAUGUUUGUUCCUUUAUUUCUUUCUUCUUUUCUUUGUUAUGUUUGUUUUUAUAAAAUUUAAAUCUCUUAUAUCAGA
This is a messenger RNA of Brassica oleracea var. oleracea, 1621 nucleotides long. RefSeq names its product S-adenosylmethionine decarboxylase proenzyme 4. The transcript has a single exon. Gene Ontology annotation, molecular function: adenosylmethionine decarboxylase activity. The record is from RefSeq and is a predicted model, not a curated record. Gene Ontology annotation, biological process: spermine biosynthetic process; spermidine biosynthetic process. Gene Ontology annotation, cellular component: cytosol. Lineage: Eukaryota; Viridiplantae; Streptophyta; Magnoliopsida; Brassicales; Brassicaceae. Bases 265 to 1308 code for a protein of 347 amino acids.